AUGCCUCCUGAUAGGAUAUUUGGACGAAUAGAACAAAAGCUUAGGAAAAAAGAAAAUAUUGUGUCACCUAGUCAGUAUUAUGAUGUUUUUAAAGAAGAAACCUCAGUUCAUGUCUACGGCAAAGACUUUUUGAUGUAUAAUUUUAAAAAUGCAACAACAAAACAGACAAAAUCAGUUUUAGGUUUUGAAACUACAGAACAAAAAGUAUUUUCUUAUGUGAAAGGGUUACACACAGUUGGUAUAACACCAUCUUAUACUGAUACACAAGUUCGAUUAGACAUUUUAAAAAGGAACUCUAAUCUUAAAUUAUUUGAAGACAAUUUAGAAGUUUUACCAAAAAUAAGUCACGUAAAACCAGCAAAAAAAAAAGAUGUAGCUAGUUUAUUAAAAUACUUUUGUAUACCUGAAGAUGCAAAACAAUUUUAUGAUGAUGUGAUGCAAGAAACCACUAAUAAUAUUGUUUUCGAUGAUGAAAACCCUGAAGGUGCAGCUUAUUAUGAUGAAGAUGAAUGUUAA
This is a messenger RNA of Macrosiphum euphorbiae (potato aphid), 516 nucleotides long. The record is from the annotation of a GenBank genome assembly. NCBI's taxonomy places the organism in Eukaryota, Metazoa, Arthropoda, Insecta, Hemiptera, Aphididae.